Dioscorea cayenensis subsp. rotundata (Guinea yam) is the source of this 747-nucleotide messenger RNA. RefSeq lists its product as uncharacterized. The transcript has a single exon. The record is from RefSeq and is a predicted model, not a curated record. Lineage: Eukaryota; Viridiplantae; Streptophyta; Magnoliopsida; Dioscoreales; Dioscoreaceae. Bases 1 to 747 code for a protein of 248 amino acids.
AUGAAGAUGUUCCUAAGUCUCCGAUCCGGGGAGGGGCCUGAGUAUAAGCCUGUAGUGUCAUACCCCUCUAGACUCAAGCAAGAUAAGGAAGAAGCCCAAUUCAAAAAGUUCCUUCGCAUUUUCAAGCAACUUCACAUUAACAUCCCCUUGGUCGAGGCUCUUUCACAGAUGCCCAAGUAUGCUAAAUUCUUGAAGGAUCUCCUCACCAACAAGAGGAAGCUAGAAGACUUGGAGACUGUGACUCUGUCGGGGAAUUGUUCUGCUGUGAUCCAGAAGAUGCUUCCUAAGAAACUCACCGAUCCCGGCAGCUUCAUCAUCCCCUGUGUGAUUGGGGAAGGAAUGAAAGAAAAUGCUUUAGCCGAUUCUGGGGCCAGCAUAAAUGUGAUGCCAUAUAAUUUGUUCUUGAAGUUAGGGUUAGAAGAUUUGAGGCCCACACGGAUGACCCUGCAGCUUGCAGAUCGCUCAGUGAGAAGACCUCGAGGAGUGGUUGAGGAUGUUCUAGUUCGAGUUGACAAACUUAUCAUUCCAGUGCACUUUGUGAUUUUAGAUGUGGACGAUGAUGUUGACGUCCCUUUGAUUCUCGGUCGCCCAUUCCUUAACACUUCUGGUGCUUUGAUUGAUGUCAAGGGAGGCAAGAUGACCUUGAGAGUUGGAGAUGAACAAGUUGUCUUCACCUUCCCCGAAGCAAUGAAAAACACACUUGAUCAUGAUGAUACUUUUAUACUUUCAUCGAUAAUACUAAUUUAA